AUGUUAAAACUUGGUUUGCUGCUGGGUUUCGUGAGCUUAGCGGUUAGUGGACCGUCGGCCUCAAGGUCGAGGGUGGACAUUGAAGCGUUUAGAAGUUUCCUGGAGAAAAGCCGCACAGGGAAUGGCUUCCGCCUCUCGGAGCGCAUGCUCGCCAACCCGCUGGCCAGCGCUUGGGAGAAUAGCGGCAAGUUCGAGGGGGACAUCGUGCUGGACGACUGGCAAAUCGAGGGGAUGGUGCAGGAGUACGCGGCUGGAAGGAACGCUUACACCUGGCCAAACUCCAAGUGGCCCAGAAACACAGUUGUUUACGAAUUCGCACCUGGUCAACUGAAUGACAGGCAGCAGGAAGCUGUUAUGGUGGCCAUAAGGGACAUCGAGAGAAACACAUGUGUCAGGUUCCGAGUGAGGCAUGCCGGAGAGUUCAACUAUGUCAGAAUUACGAGCGCCCCCGACGGCUGCUACGCGAAUGUCGGCUACUGGUUCAGCAGGGGUCCGCAUAUUUUAAAUCUGGCGGAAGGCUGUUACCAUCACACGGUCAUCGUGCACGAGUGGCUCCACAUCAUCGGCUUCUUCCACAUGCAGUCCACAUACAACCGCGAUGAUUACGUUCGGAUCAAUUGGGAGAACAUAGAGAGAGGCAUGGAGCACAACUUCGAGCGUUACGAAACGAACAUCGUCCAGAACCUCGGCCUACCCUACGAAUACACCAGCUGUAUGCACUACGGGCCUUACUUCUUCUCCAUUAACGGCCGUCCCACCAUAGUUGCACUACGCAGCUUCGAAGGCGUGAUGGGCCAGCAAGACUACAUUACCUUCUACGACUGGCUCAGGGUCAGAAGACACUACAACUGCCCAGGUGCCUGGUCGAAGAGUGAUGAUGAGACUCAAAUAUUAGCUGAGGAGAAAGUGAACGUGGUCGAUAAUACACCAGAAGAUACAUAUACGAAUAAC
This is a messenger RNA of Iphiclides podalirius (scarce swallowtail), 951 nucleotides long. NCBI's taxonomy places the organism in Eukaryota, Metazoa, Arthropoda, Insecta, Lepidoptera, Papilionidae. The record is from the annotation of a GenBank genome assembly.